AUGGAGCGCAUGAUAUCACGAGUUCGCCGACUCUUCCCGCUACACACUUUUUCCGAUGCUCUCCUACUUUCGCUGCUCAAAGAAUCGGAUUGUCAACCGGAUGCCAUUCAGCAGGGAGUUGUCUGUAUGUUUUAGAAUAAACCCUACCAAGUCCUAUUGCAAACGUUUUCCAGUAUUCGAAAAGGACGAACCGACCGCCUACUGGUACCUGCUGCUCAGCGGAGAGGUCCAGUUGUACAGUAAGAGCUAUGUAAGUCGUUCAUGGCCGAGCGUUUUCUAGGCCAUCCAUUCAUUGUUUUGCAGUCCGGCGAUUUCCGACACCUUCAAACGUUGCGAAGCGGCGCGCUUUUCGGCGAUCUCUCCACCAUGACCCACUCGUGUUCUUGUAUAGUUUCACGGCCCGCACAGCUUAUAAGGAUCGAACAAAACCACUUUCUGUCGAUUUAUAAUGUAAGUUAUCGAUUGUUUAUCGAUAAUUGUCUAAUUUCCAGAAGCACGGCGACCACCUCCAACCGUUCAUAGUGAUAAUGCACGACAUUGUGGCGAGCGAAGAGAUGACACCCAUGGAUCCCGUGCCACUCCCAGCUACAGUACCCCCCUCCGGACUGUUCAACGGUCAACGCAGUGUGGAUCUGGUGCCAGCGCCGUCACAAAAAGUCAACGCACGGAUGCUUCCCUCAAUCGCUCCGUUUCUGCAGCAGCAGCAGCAGCAGCAGCAACGCGAGCGGCGGCAGUUGCCGAGUACGAGUACGGUGGCGAAAAACGAGGAGAGGAACUAUAUCGAGUUCCAUAAUCCGACUGGGAUCGGCACUCAGGUCAAGGAGGCCGGAGAGACGUUGUACAAGAAGAUGCUCACGGAUAAUCAUCAAGUUGUUCGCGAUAUUGUCACCGCGCAUACGGUAAGUUAACAAACCUAGUUUCGACUUCUUGACUUUGAAAAGCUGUAUUCUAGCGCGUUCAAAACUGUAUGAUCGGCGCCGAGAUGGUCGACUGGCUCCUAACCCUCCUCGUCUCCACUUCCACGACGUCGUCAAGCCUGUCGCGCCUUCAAAUGGGUGCCAUCUGGCAAGUUCUCAUGAAUCACGGAGUCAUCGCUCACAUCGACGGCGAACAUUUGUUCCUCGACAAGGCCAUAUCCUACUACCGAUGGGUGCCAGGGCAGAGGGCACAGAGGACGAAGGUACAGUCAUUCUGGAGUCUAUCAGUGCCCAAUUCAAAGCGUUCAGCACACUCCUUCCAUCGAAGAUCUCUCCAAAGCGGUGUCGCUUCUCUCGACGGUAGCCCCGGAGACUUUGUUCUUGAUGAUAAUUUCUAAACCGUAAGUUCUUACGGUGUGCUCUUCCCUACCCGAACCAAUUUUCAGAGGAUUCGAGCGAAGCCCCGAGGAGUUGGAAGUGGUCUACGAAGAGAUCACCUUCAUAAAAGCGCUCUCGCACCUGAGCACGAUGGUCAAGCGGCAAUUGGCGAAUUUUGUGAAAAUGGAGCAGUUUGUGCACGCCGGCAGCAUCGUAUUUCGGCAGGGAGACCCCGGCGCCAACUGGUACAUUGUGCUUAAGGGCGCCGUUCAGGUGAUCGUCAACGGGAAGGUGAUUUGCGAGCUGCAUGAGGGCGACGAUUUCGGCAAGUUGGCACUGGUGAAUGAUAUGCCGAGGGCGGCCACUAUUGUCACUUAUGAAGACGAUUCGGUGUUUCUCGUGGUUGACAAACACCACUUUAAUCAGUGAGUUUCGAAAAGUGGAAAAUAGAAUCAGAUGUAUGUAUCUCAUCUCCGCAGAAUCCUUCACCAAGUGGAAGCCAACACAGUGCGUCUCAAGGAUUUCGGCGAAGACUGUCUCGUCCUCGAAAAAGUCGAUCUGCCACGUGGCGCCGCACUAGAAAACUCCAACUCUGGCUCUUUCAACUGCGGCUACUCGGUGAUGGCCGGCAAACCCGAGAAGAUUCUCGAGUACGUGCUAGAGACGCGAAUCGACGCGUUGACCAACGAUAUUUUAGGUGAGGUUCUCUCGAAAAGUUGGCUUGUAAUAUGCAGGCAAAAUUUCAGAAGUGGACGUGUUUGUGGAGGAUUUCAUUCUGACACACGACGCUUUCAUGCCGGACAACACUGUGUGCAACUUUUUAAAGUCCUAUUACUUUCGGACGCAGUAUGUGACAACUCGAUCCGGUCUGCUGGACUCUGCGACGUGUUCCGAGGAGAUCCGUUCAAAGCGGCGAGUGGUUCAGUUUGUGUACGUCUGGUGCAGCCUCCUACGCAUCAACUUCUUCCUCAACCCCGUCACCAACUCGUUUGUGGAGGAACUUUUCUGUCUGGUCAUUGAAGAUCGCAAAAGAAUGGACGGAAUGGAAGAGAUUGUGGGUCGGAUGGCGGCGAUCCGGGAGGCCAGGGAAAGUAUGCAAUUGGUGUUGGCCCGGCAUCCGGCCGUCGUGCUCGAUUGUGGCGUUUUGAGUGCGCACACGCCGUGUCCCAUUCUUCCGUCGGAUGUUUGCAAUCAAAUCAUCCAUUUGGCCGACACCACGUGCUUCGUUCUGCCCAUUCGUGUUGACAAAACCGCCGAGGAGAUUUGCGAGCUCUCGCGGAGACGUAUGGGCUUCUCCGGCGAGCCGUUGGUGCUCGUCGAGGUCAAAUCCAACGGGGAUAAACUCAAAUUUGCGCCACAAGAUCGAGCGAUUCCCACUGUUUUGAGCUUGAACUCGAAACUGUAUGUUGUCAACCCAUUGGAGGUGGAUCUGUUGGCGCCGAUGGAAGAUCAGAACGGACCGACACCACUGUCGCACUCCUCGAUCCUCCAUCUCAUCGAUUCGCAGGAGUUGGCUCAUCAACUGUUCCUCUUCCAUUUACAACUGGUGAGAGCCACCGACGCCAAUGAGCUGUUGUAUCAGGUGAUCGGAAGAGAGAGUUUUCCGAUGUCGAUGCCUUUCAAUUUGGACCUUCUCGUUAGGAGGUUCAAUGAGGUCCAGCACUGGGCGACGACGGAGGUCCUGCUGGCGAACGAGGAGAAUCGGGUCGAGAUUUUGAAGAAGUUCAUUGCCGUUGCCACGCAGUAAGUCAUAGAUUAGUUGCCAAACUGUUUGACAGACCGGCCCAGAAAGGUCCAAGAACGUUUGGCAACUAUAAAUAGUUGCAAAAUGACUUCAAAUAACCAAUUCACUUUUCAGCGCUCGAGAAUACCGAGAUUUACUGACCGUAUUCGCGAUCACAUUGGGCCUCAGCCAUACUUCAGUGAGCAGACUAUCUUUCACUUGGAGUGUAAGCUUUUGUUUAAAAAAUCCUUAAAAUAGUACUGCACCGUUUCAGAAAUUAUCACAACUCACCAAAAAAGUGUUCUCAGAGUUCGAAAAUCUACUAGACCCUACGAGAAAUCAUCGAAUGUACCGGGUGAUGGUGUCCAAGGUAAACAAUUAAAAAUCCAUUUUUUAGGUUUUGACUCUGCUUGACGUUUAGCGCGUUUAAAAUUAAUUUCCAGAUGGCUUCUCCCUACAUUCCAUUUGUUCCAUUAAUUCUAAAAGACUUGAUGUUCAUCCAUCAGGGAAACAAAUCGUUUUAUAAUGGAUUGGUGAACUUUGAGAAAAUGGUAACGUCACACUUUUUGCCAUAUUUUCUCUAGGGCAAUUCAAAACUUUGCAGCACAUGUUCGCCAAAAUUUUCCGAAGUUUUCGUCAUUGCAAAACCGCAAUGACGCCGACGUCCGAGCACGAAUUUGCGGAGCCGCAGAGCUUGAUUCGAAAUUUAAGAGUGAGUUUUACCAAAAUGUUCUGAAAUAAAAAAACGUUUUCCAGGUGAUCGAUAAUCAAAAAAAGUUGAUGCAAAUGUCCUACGACAUUGAGCCAAACUCGGGAACGAGCAGGAAUUACAAAUGA
Messenger RNA from Caenorhabditis sp. 36 PRJEB53466, 3855 nucleotides. The record is from the annotation of a GenBank genome assembly. Lineage: Eukaryota; Metazoa; Nematoda; Chromadorea; Rhabditida; Rhabditidae.